GGGGACGCAAAGCGACGAGCAUCGACAGCCUGGCAUCUCUCGCGGCUGGCCCACACGAGCACGCGCUGGAACGCUGAGAGUAGCUGUGCGAGAUCAUCUAACCAGCCAAGCUUGAGCCUGACAGCAGCGAUCGUCAAACCGGGAGGUGACGCACAGAGAGGCCACUUACAGCAAGCAGUGGCCUCCACAGCACGCGUCGCCGGCGCGCGCCGAAAUCCGUCGCGUGCGAACGAAGCGAACGACUACAGCGCGGCGCCAAAGCCACCGACCUAGAUGACCAUGCUCGUCACGCCCCCGCUCCCCGACGCGCUCCCAGGCAUCGGCGAGGACACGGGUAAUGUGGAGGAGAUCCACGCCGCGGUCCUGGCCCAGGCCGAGGCCGGCGACGCCACGGCGCAGCAGCAGCUAGGUGUGAUGUACCACCGGGGCGUGCCGGAGGCGGGCAUCGAGCCGGACCAUGUGGCGGCCGCGCUCUGGUUCUCCAAGGCCGCGGAAGCUGGGUUAGCCUCCGCACAAUGCAAUCUAGGACUGCUCCAUCUCCUGGGCCACGGCGUGCCGACCGACGACCGCCUCGCGGCGUCCUGGCUCAGUCGAGCGGCGGACGCGGGCGUCGCGCCCGCGCAGAACCACUACGGCCGCUUGCUACAAGAAGGUAGGGGCGUGCCCAAGGACCUCACAUUAGCCGUCCAGUACUUCCAGAAGGCCGCGGACCAGGGCGAGGCCGACGCCAUGGUCAAUUUGGGGGCGGCUUGUUUGGUGGGGCGCGGCAUGCAAAAGGACGAGUCAAAAGCGAGAAGCCUACUGCAGGUCGCCGCGGACCGGGGCGACCAGGACGCCGCCCAGCUGUUGAGUGUGCUGGACUCGCAAGGCGGCGGCGAACUGCAAAAGACGCCCGCGUCGUCGCCCGAGCCGACGCCGCAAGAAUUGGCCGAAAGACGCCGCAAGAUCGAAUAUGCGGAGGCCCAGGCCCAGGCCUUGCUCCGGGAGGAGGCCGAGCUCGCGGAGAAAGAAAAUAACACUCAGAAGCCGAAGAAAAAGAAGAAGAAGAAGGGCAAGACACAAGCGCCGGCCGACGACGCGCCUCCUACGAAUCUGAACGUGCCCAUGCGGCCCAUGCGGCCGUCGGCCAUGCCCGGUGCGGUGCGGCGUCCUAUUUCAUCUCUCGAGAGCGUGCUGGCGAGGGAGACGUACGCCCACCGCGACGCCAUCGCCGCGACGGCGUGCUGGGGGGGCAGCAGCCCCCGUCACCGCAUCGCGGCGGCGGCGUGGGGGAGGGGGCGUCUCGUACGCCAUCGACGCGUCGACGGCGUGCCGGCGGCCGCAUUUCUCACCGUGACACCGCGCAGGCCUCCGCCCCGCCGAGAAGACCUCCGCGACAAGAGACGACGACGAGCUCGACGACGUGCCCUCAGAAAAAAGGAAGCGGCGGAAGAAGCCCAAGAAGAAGGCGACGGACGAGUCGGCCCUCGCGAAGGCGAAGGCCCUGUCCGAGGAAACCAAGCCCGUCACGGACGACGCGGUCCGAGACUUGGUCGCGCGCCUCGAGCACGACGACCCUUGUGAAAGACCAUUAGGAGCUUCUACUUUUGAAUUCGACGUCGACGUCUUAGCAGAAGCGUCGCGACGAGGCCACGCGCGGGCCAUGUACUGGUACGCGCAAUUUAUGCUCAAGAAGGCCUGCUCGCAGGAGCCGUCGCUCGGCGCUUCUGCAGAAAAGCUCCAGAGUCUCGGUGUGUCUUGGCUGAAGGCGGCCUGCGAGCAGGGCCACGGGCAAGCCCAGUGCCACCUGGGGUCCAUCUAUUCUUCUGGUUUCAGCGUCCCGCGGCUGCCGGGCGACUUCCGGCCCGUGCCCUAUCCUAGAGAUGUCGACCAGGCCGAAAAAUUAUUACAUCAAGGUGCGAUCGCAACGGACGACGCCCCGACCAUGUGGUGCCUCGCGCGCUUGUUGCUCCAGCGGGCGAUCUCGACGAAGAGUGUUGACGACGGCCAGAAGGGCGCGCUCUGGGCCGAGCGCGCGGGCAAGGCCGGCGUGCCCGACGCGCUGGCGCGCGUCGCUCGUAUUUACCUUGGUGGGUCCGAUGGAGCCGAGCCGGUGCCGGGCGUGAAGACUGAUUAUCAGAAAGCGAAGACCCUCGCCGAGCAGGCUCUGAAAAGUGGCUCCGGCCAGACCGACGCCCUCAAAAAGAUCGUGCAGGACGCGGAACGCGGUUUGGCGUCGUCCUUUUCCUUCGAGCGGCGGACGUCGUCAUCAGCAGGAAGCUCGGACUUCGCACCUAGAUUUGGAAGUGAGCCGCAGGAAUCCCUAGCCCAGAUCCUCCAGAAACACAAGGCCCAGACCCAGAAGAAGCGGGGCCUGCCCGGGGGGUUGAGCGGCGGUCUCGUCGACGACGACGAUCCCGUCUGUCCGUUGGUCGAGAAGCCCGAGAAGGAUCCGCUGCAACUCGUCGAGGAUUUCGGAAAGAGCGUCAUGCAGCAGGCGAAGCCCCAGACCGCCGACGACCGACGACGAGCGAAAAUAAGGCAGCGGCGCGAGGAGGCGCGGUCGAAAGCUAGACCGUCCGCCGCCGAACUUAGCAAGAGGGGCGCCGCCGCCGAGGCCGCGGCCGCCGAACUGCUGGGCGAGCUCGACGCCGCGGACUCGUCGUCGAAGAAGCCGAAGAAGCGGAAGAAGAAGCCCGCGAAAAAAAAUGACAAGGCGCCGCGCGAGGCGCCGCCGCGCGCGCCCGUCGCGCUGCCUUUGGUCGACUCCGACGAGUCCGACGACGAGUCGCUUGAAUUACUCCUCGCGCCGCGGCGCGCGCCGGCGCCCGCGCCGGCGCCCGCGCCGGCGCCCGCGCCCGCGUCGCCGCCGACGCCACCAUCAGAAAUCCCCGACGCGUCCGACGAGGACGGCGAGUGGCAGAGCACGACGUCGCGGCGGCGGAAGGCGCGACGGCGGAAGGACAAGGAGGAGGACCUCCCGCCGCUCGAGGACGCGGCGCCGGACGCGCCAGCCGCGGCGCCGGACGAACCCGCCGCGGCGCCGGCGCCCUCGGAGCCGGAGCCGGCGCCGGCGCCGGCGCCGGCGCCGCCGAAGAAGCAGCUCUCCGCCGACGCGCCGGCCUUCGUGCCCCCGAGCAUGGAUGCCGCGGCCGAGCCCGAGGCCGCGGGCGUCGCCGAGUCGAAGGACGACGCGGACGCGGGCGUGUCCGAGUCCAAGGGCGACGACGAGGCCGCCGUGGGCUACGAGGAGUCCAAGGGCGGGGAGCCCGAGUACGACGUCGACAUGGACGCGGCCUACGCGCUCGAGCUGGAUCGCGCAGAGCACGCGCAGCCGCCGCAGCCGCCGGCCGAGGAGGAGUGGGUCACGUCGACGAGCCGGCGGCGGAAGAAGGGUGGAAAGAUGAAGAAGAACGGGUAAACAUUGUGGUCACAUUACAUUGCCUCGCGUCGUCCGUCAGUUGAGGCGUCGCGUCGAUGGCGUACGGCGGCUCCCGCCAUCGUCCCGGGGUGACGCGUUCGA
Pelagomonas calceolata is the source of this 3502-nucleotide messenger RNA. The record is from the annotation of a GenBank genome assembly. Lineage: Eukaryota; Pelagophyceae; Pelagomonadales; Pelagomonadaceae.